UAAUUGUAUUUUAUGUUUAUAUUUUGAGAUUUGCAUUAAAAGCCAAAAACAAUUAAAAAAUUGAAUUAAUUGAUGAAAGUGUGAAAAGAGUGGACACUUGAAAACAAUGAUGUCUUGUCUGCACAGGUUAAAAUUAUUGGCCGAAUUACUACCGAAAAAUCAUCAUUUAAUUGACCACCAAAUGUCUACGCCGUCGGUCACAAGUGUCCGACAUUUUAAUGCUAAUCGCGCGGCAAUCUGUAGGAUAUCGCGAACCAAAUAUUGUCGUCUCUAUCCGGCAUUACUGGUAUAUCCCGACGGAUCGACGGUCACUGUAAGACACGCCGAACCGCAGCAUAUCAUACAAAUACCGAAACUUCUUGAGGACUGUAAGACUGAUGUCGAGCGAAGACAAUGGCUGUCCCGACGCAAGAAAGUGGAGACAAUUAAAACUGAAAAUGAAUUUGAUUUGAAGUUUAAUCAAAAACAAUAUUUACAUCAUUUUAAAAGUAAAUCCAGAGCUCAAUAAUUAAUCACUUAUUUUAGUCUUCAGUAAUGUUUAGAUUGCUUUUAUAAUUACCGGUACUUUAAAAUUAUGGAUUUCAUUGAUUUAUAUUUCAAUAG
Messenger RNA from Oppia nitens, 603 nucleotides. RefSeq names its product 39S ribosomal protein L55, mitochondrial-like (gene mRpL55). The record is from RefSeq and is a predicted model, not a curated record. Gene Ontology annotation, cellular component: mitochondrial large ribosomal subunit. Gene Ontology annotation, biological process: translation. The coding region runs from base 107 to 508 and encodes 133 amino acids. Gene Ontology annotation, molecular function: structural constituent of ribosome. The transcript is spliced from 2 exons. NCBI's taxonomy places the organism in Eukaryota, Metazoa, Arthropoda, Arachnida, Sarcoptiformes, Oppiidae.